This is a messenger RNA of Triticum aestivum (bread wheat), 1853 nucleotides long. Its product is annotated as rhomboid-like protein 15. The record is from RefSeq and is a predicted model, not a curated record. Gene Ontology annotation, molecular function: serine-type endopeptidase activity; protein binding. Lineage: Eukaryota; Viridiplantae; Streptophyta; Magnoliopsida; Poales; Poaceae. The transcript is spliced from 12 exons. The coding region runs from base 220 to 1494 and encodes 424 amino acids. Gene Ontology annotation, cellular component: membrane.
AUCACCCCCGCGUGGACCCUGGGACCUGUUCAGGCCCCUUCGAGCCCAAGUAAUGCUCAUCUUUUACAGCAACGGCACAUUUCUUCUUCCCCGAGGUCGCGGCCGGCGCCCCCAAAACCCUCGAGAUCUCGCUAGUCCGCACACCCCUCCACAGACACCCCAACCUCCAGCUCUCGAUCCCAGCCCGGCGGAGCCACCAGCACCGGAGGCGCGCCCGAGAUGCGCCCCAACAUCAUCACGGAGGCUGGGGUUUCAACUAGGCUGAACCAGUGGUGGGGCAGCACCCCAUUCAUUACUUCCGGCGUUACCAUAAUAUGUGCGGCGAUAUAUCUGGUGUGCCUGUUGGUUGGAUAUGACUCCUACGCUGAGAUAUGCUUCUUGCCUUCUGCAGUGGCCUCACAUUUUCAAGUGUACAGGUUCUACACAUCUGUUCUGUUUCAUGGCUCUUUGCUUCAUGUGCUAUUCAACAUGCUGACCUUUGUACCCUUGGGGACCGAGUUGGAGAGAAUUAUGGGAUCAGUCCGUCUCUUGUUCCUGAUGUUCCUUCUUGCAACAACCAAUGCAAUUUUCCAUCUCAUCGUCGCCUUCUUGGUGGAUUAUAAUCCUUUAUACCAUGUCUCAUAUCUUGUGGAUGAAUGUUCGAUUGGCUUUUCUGGAGUUAUAUUCUCAAUGAUAGUCAUUGAGACAAGCCUGAGUGGAGUGCAAUAUCGAAGUGUCUUCGGUCUCUUCAAUGUCCCUGCAAAAUGGUAUGCAUGGAUUUUGCUGAUACUGUUUCAGUUUCUCGCUAGUAAUGUUUCAUUACUGGGGCACCUCUCUGGCAUCUUGUCUGGAUUUGCAUACACUUAUGGGUUGUUCAACUACUUGCUGCCUGGACCAUCAUUUUACUCUUCUAUCGAAGGCUUGUCCAUGCUAUCUGUUUGUGUUAGGCGUCCUGGCUUUAUUCUCUGUACUGGAGGAACAACAUAUGGCCAGCUUCCUACACAUUCUAACAUGUCCACUCCACCCAGCGCUCUGAUAAAUGCAAAUUUCUUGAGAAAUAUUUCGUCAUGGAUGCCAAGUAGGCGGACAUCCACUGUUCAGACGUCUACUAAUCAGGAACAAGAAGACCCGAGAUUUCCAGGGAGAGGGCGGACGCUUGCUUCUACAGAAACUGAACCAACUGCAAGGGAGGCCAAUGCAAAUUUGCAUGCUAGGUUGUUGGAUAACUCAACCCCAAGCGACCUUCUAACAAAUUCACAGCAUACAGCAGCAAACGCUGUCAGAGCUGAUGCAACAGUAACAGCUGACCAGGUAUUGUGUUAUGUACCCUUUGAUUUCCUGUCGGCUGUUGCUAUUGGUUUAAUAAUGGUUACUGGACAACUUAUCCUCUGCAGACUGAUACAUUUGAUGAAGAGCUUAAGAAGCUGGUUGCGAUGGGCUUUGAAAGGACUCAGGCUGAAGUUGCUCUUGCCGCCGCGGACGGAGAUCCAAACGUUGCCAUUGAGAUUCUCAUGAGCCAGCAGGAUUAGGGAUUAGCCACACAAUUCUAUAUCGAAGUGAGCGCAGUUAUCGAGCAUCAUAUCUCUUGCUUAUCUGGAGGUUAGGUUCAGACUGUGGAUGGGUAGUGGACUUUAUAGAGAUCAUGGUGACAGAGUGGUUUUCGGAGAAGGUGCCAUUGAUUAUGCAAUUUGUAUAGGUGCAGAAGCUACUGUGUAGUGCCUGCUUGCAUUUGUCCAAUCUUAUGUAGUACACUAGUACUGAACAUGGAAGUGUCAAGGGCUCCAGUUCCAGGCAUCAGUUGACUGAUUUCAUCACCGCGCGUGUAUACACUAAGACUUGAAAGUAUUAUCCAAAAUGAUGACGCUGAUUAUCCA